AGCUCUCGCAACUGAACACGCUAUUUGACACUUUCUGGAUCGGUGAAAUACAGCAUUGCUGGAUCUGUAAAGAUGCAACUCUCUGGACCAUCUCUGGUCGCCGUCGCCACCGGCGUUGUUGGCUCGGCAUGGCUAUCUGGAGCCAUCAUGUCCUUCUCCAUUGGAGGCGCGCCCGCUGCCGCCGCAGUGCAGCAUUCUUCCGCCAAGAUCUGGGCUGAGCUUUACCAGCGAGGAGCUGCGUCUAUGCCAAAGUUCGCCAUCGGCACCGCUCUCGCCUACUUUGUCGCGGCCUAUGAUGCCUACGGCGAUGGCAGAGCUUGGGGACGCUACUUGGGAGCCGCUGGCCUCACCCUGUCCAUUGUGCCCUUUACACUCACUGUCAUGAAGUACACCAACGGAUUGCUCCACGAGGAGGCCAAGAAAGACGCCAGCGAGAAGGAUGACACCUCUGUAGCCCGGGUGAACAAGUUGCUGGAUCAUUGGGUCACGUUGAACUUUAUUAGAGGCUCUUUGCCACUUGCAGGAACAGUCCUUGGUGCUUUCACCUUUCUCCGCGAGGCUUUGUAAAGUUGCCGCAGUUGAACUCUUUCUUUUUCAAGAAAAUAUUCGUUCAAAGGGAUUAAGGUUGUGAAUAUGAUUUGUGGAUUCAAUUACUCCUCUCUACGUUGCCGGUGUCUGGCAAUCUUACUGAAUGCAUUUGUCGUUUUGAAGUCGGGUUUUGUGAUGCAAUAGGUUCCCCAAUUGGGGUGACAGGUCAGACAGGCAAAUGUGUAGGUAGUUACACAAAGAUUGGAACAAUAUUAAGAUAUGACAAGAGCACUUGUAUGCACUUGUGUACCCUCCACUGGCU
Trichoderma atroviride IMI 206040 is the source of this 850-nucleotide messenger RNA. RefSeq lists its product as uncharacterized. Lineage: Eukaryota; Fungi; Ascomycota; Sordariomycetes; Hypocreales; Hypocreaceae. The record is from RefSeq and is a predicted model, not a curated record.